Molecule: messenger RNA, 351 nt
Organism: Wyeomyia smithii (pitcher-plant mosquito)
Lineage: Eukaryota; Metazoa; Arthropoda; Insecta; Diptera; Culicidae
Product: COX assembly mitochondrial protein 2 homolog
Exons: 2
Coding region: 94-351 (85 amino acids)
Cellular component (GO): mitochondrion
Source: RefSeq, a predicted model, not a curated record
UACAAUAUCGCCCAUUGCUAUUAUGUUGUGUAAUUAGACUGUGUUUUGCGAUGUUUAAACAUUAAUCUGAUUAUUUCUCGAAACAGUAAAAUAAUGCAUACAGAUUUAUCAGCGCACUUGCAUACACCAGAGUGUAACGAGCUAAUUAAUCUAUUAAAACAGUGUCAUACAGAGAAUAAACUUGCCAAAUUCGUCGGUGUGUGUAACGCAGCUGACCAAAAAGUGUUGAACUGUUUGAAAAAGGAACGCAUCGAAAGAAGUCGCUUAAACCGAGAAAACGCGAAAAAGAAACAACAGCGCACUCAGGAGCGGAUGCGGCAAUUUGAAGCUGAGGAGAAAGUCCAGCAAUAA